Molecule: messenger RNA, 692 nt
Organism: Paramecium pentaurelia
Lineage: Eukaryota; Ciliophora; Oligohymenophorea; Peniculida; Parameciidae
Source: the annotation of a GenBank genome assembly
AUGGGAGACAGAGUUGUCUUAGGAUAUUGGGCUAUCAGAGGUCUUGCUUAACCAUGUAAAUUAUAUAAUCACUAUUUAUAGUGAGAUUCUAUUUAGAGUAUCUAGGAUUACCAUAUGAGGAAAAGAGAUAUUACAAACCUGAAGAAUGGUUUGCUGAUGUCACAUCUGCUCCACUCAAUUAACAUGUUCUAGUGAAUUUACCUUACAUAAAGGAUGGAGAUGAAUUGGUUUUUGAGAGCUAAGCACUCUAUGUUUAUUUGGCUUACCGUGCCAAUAAACCAGAGUUAUUAGGUUAAAAUCCAAAGGAAUAGGUUACUCUGGCAUCUGUAAGAGGAGUUUUGCAAGACUUAUUCAAAAGUCUGAUUGCAUUAUUUACAAUUCCAGAAGACUAAUUUGAAGCAAAGAAGGAUGAUUUCUUUAAUCAAGAAGUGUUAUGGAUAGCAGAGAAACUAAGUAAAUUCUUGGAGAAUCAAAAAUGGGCUGUGGGAGAUAAUUUGACAUAUAUUGAUUUUUAAUUGUUUGAAGCAGAGGAAAUAUUGAGAAAUUAUAAACCAGAAGUAUUUACAACUUUGGUUGGAUUAUAGAAACAUAAUGAAAAUUUUGCAAAUUUACCUGUUAUUAAGGCAUAUUAAGUUUCAGAUAAAAUGAUAGCUCGUCCAUUUUAUCCACCUGGUAUGUAUAGAUGGGGUUGA